Messenger RNA from Colletotrichum godetiae, 3657 nucleotides. Its product is annotated as fungal-specific transcription factor. Lineage: Eukaryota; Fungi; Ascomycota; Sordariomycetes; Glomerellales; Glomerellaceae. Bases 343 to 3261 code for a protein of 972 amino acids. The record is from RefSeq and is a predicted model, not a curated record. Gene Ontology annotation, cellular component: nucleus. Gene Ontology annotation, biological process: DNA-templated transcription; positive regulation of transcription by RNA polymerase II. Gene Ontology annotation, molecular function: sequence-specific DNA binding; DNA-binding transcription factor activity, RNA polymerase II-specific; zinc ion binding. The transcript is spliced from 5 exons.
AGCAAAGAGGCAAAAGAUCCCCCGGCUCCUCUCUGGUCUUCCCGUUUUUGUUUAAACUUAUCUUCCUUCUGUCCCCCGCGAAGUCUUGGCGCACGUUUCGUUCUUCUCAUGUUCAAGACUUGAUCAGUCCGAAAGCCGUUCCUAGCGAUUGGGUUGGCUUAUCGGACCACGACCCUUGUACUAUCAAACAUGCAAAGAGCUCGUCCUCCAUACCUGCACUUACACCGAGAACCGGGUGCUCACCACCACCACAACCGUCACCACCACCACCUAUAUUAAACAAAUUGUCAGCUUCCUGAAGCUUACCCCAGGACAGCUCCAACGGGCGAGUCGACUCCCAAAAUGAGCCCUCCGUCUCAGCCUGCCAAGGCCACCACCAACAACAACAGCAACAACUCACCUCCAGACUCCCACGCUUCUGGCAACAUGUCGGACGACGAAUCCGCAGCUCCUUCUGCCAAUGGCUGGCCAGUCAAGGAGCCGCCUUCUCCGAGUGGAAGUGCCCAUUCUGGCUCAGACAUGGACGAAAAGCCCGGCGAAGCUGGAUCCAACGCCCCCGUGCAGAAGCGUCGCCGUGUUACCAGAGCGUGCGACGAGUGUAGGCGCAAGAAAAUCAAGUGCGAUGGCAAGCAGCCUUGCACCCAUUGCUCAGUUUAUAGCUAUGAAUGCACAUAUGACAAGCCCUCCAAUCGGCGGAGAAACCCUGCGCCCCAGUACAUCGAGGCAUUAGAGAGCCGCUUGCAGCGCGCGGAGACUCUCCUGCGCAAAUUUAUUCCAGACGUCGACUUGGCUGACCCAACACUGGAUCCGGCCGUCCAGCAAGAAUUCCGCAACAGAGAGCACAGCAGAAUCCAGAGUGCCAAGCUCAGGCACGACCCUUUUGUAGCCCCAGAGAAGGAGGACCCCCAGCUUCUGUCCAUGAUCGAGUCCAUUGGCCAGCUGGACCUCGACGACAAGGGCGGCUGGGACUUUCACGGCGUAUCGUCCGGUGCCGUCUUCUUGCGGCGCAUGAAGGAGAACUUUCGAGGCAUGAUGGGCCCCGUCACAAAGGUGCCUUUCCUCCCACGGCCAGACAGACCUGCGGGCCUCAUCAACCUGGACUCGCCAGCCUCUGCAGCCAGCUCCCCGUUCGACUCGACAAUGUCCACCGCCCCGGAGCUUCCUCCGAAGGACGUGGCCAAGAGCCUCUGCUACCUUUCGCUCAACUGCGCGACGUGCCUGAUCCGCAUCGUCCACGUACCGACCUUUAACAAAAUGUUUGAACGAAUCUACGAGAAGCCAUAUGAUAACUACACCAAGGAGGAACACAAGUUCCUGGGCCUCCUCUACGCCGUCAUGGCCCUGGGGUGCAUGUACAGAAAUCUGGACGAGAAUGCGCCCCCCGUGGCCUACAAGGAAUCCGUCGAAGAAGGAAUGAAGUACUACGAUACCGCGAGGCGCAUCUUGCAAGACAUUACAGAGUGCCGAGACCUGACCUCGCUGCAAGCCCUUCUCUUUAUGAUUCUUUUCCUGCAAGCCACCUCGAACCUGAGCGGGUGCUACGCGUUUGUUGGAAUCGCUCUGCGGUCGGCCCUGCGCAUAGGUCUGCACAGAUAUUUGAAGCAUGAGAAGAUUUCCAUCAUUGAGCAGGAGGUGCGGAAGCGUGUAUUCUGGGUCAUUCGGCAGAUGGAUAUCUACGUCUCGGCUAUGCUCGGGUUCCCGCUGAUGCUCAACGCGGACGAUAUUGACCAGCCGUACCCCAGCGAGAUUGACGACGAGUACAUUACAAACGACGGCAUCCUGACGCCACCGCCGGGCACGUUUUCCUUCUUUGAGGCGUUCAACGCCCACACCCGUCUGAUGGAGAUCUUGGCCAAGAUCCUCAAGUUCGUCUAUCCCUUGAAAGGACUUGGCCAAAGCGUAAUGAAGGGCGACAAGCCGGGAGCGACGUACCUCAUCAGCUACGCCAACAUUAAAAGGAUCGAGGCCGAGUUGCAAGAGUGGUACGAGGUCCUGCCUGCGCAGUGGAGGCCGAGGCCAGACGGCCCCGUGGAGGUUAUUCGGGUGCGCCAUUUGCUGCGAUUCGCCUACGCACACGUCCAACUGGUUCUCUACCGCCCAUUCCUGCACUACGUUUCUCCUCGCCUCAGCAUGGGCAAGAACAUUGACGAGCUCUCGUACGCUUGCGCCGCAGCCUGCAUCAGCGUGUCGCGCAACAUUGUGCACAUUGGCAUUGAGAUCCGCAAGCAAAACGUGUUGGCCGGUCCGUACUGGUUUAUGCUGUUUACCGAAUUCUUUGCCAUCCUUUCCCUAGUCUUUUACUCGAUUGAGAAUCCGGAAAAGAUUGGAUCGGCAGAGGUACUGGAAGAUGCCAUUGCAGGAAGAGACAUGGUCUCGAAGCUGCAGUCCAAGAGCCAGGCCGCCGACAGGGUCACAGAGGCCCUCAAUGUUCUAUUUGAACAACUACCGGAGAGACUCCAGGAGGCCAAGUCCAGGCCAAUCCCUACCAAGAAGCGAUCGGCACCUGGGCAAAAGGCCAGCUCGAUGCCGAUUCACGGGCAUCCGGCCCUGCAACCGGGCAUGGGCCAGCGCCGAUCCGAGGAACUAAGUCGACCGUCGAGCGUGGUUAUGGCCCACGGAAGGAUGGCGCAGGUACCGCUUCGUGCGUCUUUUGACGGCGUGCCCAUCUCCGAGGCAGGAUACCAGGACCCGUCCCUCGCGAGCAACAUCCAGGACCUCCUCGGCAUGGACAUGUCAUCACGGGCGACGCCAGACUCGGUGAGCACGUCGGCCAGCUCAACACAGCGUCCGCCACAAGGGUUCCCUCCACCGCACAACAUGAACCAUAUCAGCAAACUCGACUCGCUUAUGUUCCCGUCGGAGGAUCCCUUCGCCUACCCCAAUCAACCGAUGAUGGAACUGGGAUACCAAAAGCCCGGGACAAACAACGUCAGCGGCCCGCAGGAGACGUUUAUGAUGCCCGGCGCAUUCGACGACAUUGACACUCAGCUCCUCGGCCAGUCUCCCGCGUACUAUCUUCAAGGACAGAGCCAGCAGCAGCAGCAGCAGCAGCAUUCACACCACCAGUCUAGCUACGACCUAUCGAGCAUGUACCAACAGCACUCGGGCUACUCUGGGAUACCGGACGCGGCUCGGAUCGAACAGGCACGACGAGCGCACAUGCAGCAGCGGCCUGCGGAGCUCGAGAGGAUGCUCGCAGAGACUGGCUACCAAGGCAACUGGGCAGGCAUGCUCGGCAGGAACGGAUUUCAGGGCCUAUAGGCAACCAUUUCGCUUCAAGUGAUACCCAGCAUUUAUUUGGAGCCCUGCUAGUUCAGGGUGCGAUUUAUUUUGGGCGGGGAUAUUUUAAAGAAAGACGUUUUUUUUCUUUCACAAGAGGAAAAGGAGACACACGACCGUAUCGAUCUAGGCGUUCCGGUCAUACUUGAUAUGGAUUUGAUCAAGUUUGCAUGGCAUCAUCAUCAAGGGAUGUCUGGAUUGGUCAAGAGGCUCACACGAGCCUUGGGGUUUUGGGAUUCAGGGUGGCCAAAGAGACAGCCCCCGCGAGGCAUACACGCAGGAGAGAGCGUGUAGGCAUAGACACACACACACAGCAGUUAUAUGUAGUUGUCAUUACAGCUAGCAUACGUUACAAUGGGACAUGGAAUUACCAAGACG